Messenger RNA from Antechinus flavipes (yellow-footed antechinus), 6501 nucleotides. It is a transcript of the gene PLA2G15, whose product is annotated as phospholipase A2 group XV. Gene Ontology annotation, cellular component: lysosome. The record is from RefSeq and is a predicted model, not a curated record. NCBI's taxonomy places the organism in Eukaryota, Metazoa, Chordata, Mammalia, Dasyuromorphia, Dasyuridae. The transcript is spliced from 6 exons. Gene Ontology annotation, biological process: ceramide metabolic process; phosphatidylcholine metabolic process. Bases 2304 to 3566 code for a protein of 420 amino acids.
CUCUGGAGGUGUCUCCGGUCCCACUCCAUAGAUGCUCCUUUAAUUAGCCCCUCUCCUCUUGUGAGAAGAGAGAAUUCAAAUUAAGUUCUCCCCAAGUAAAAAGAUUAGGACCCAGGAAUUGAUCAAAUUGUUCUGCUAGCCUGAUGGAAUCUUCUAUUUAGGACUUCAUUUCCUUCUUAAAGGUCCUGACUUCUGUGGUGCUCAAGGGAGCGGUCACAUAUCCUACAACUCCCAGAGCCAAGGGAACUUCUUUUAAGGGAUACAAUUUAGGGCUUGGGUGGGAUUAAUUGAAUUAAGUCCUGUCCUUCCCUUUCAGGUCUGGAGAUCAUGGCUUCCUGAGGUGGGGCUAAGUAUGGAGGAGGGAGAGAACAAUGGGUUCCAUUGCUGUGUCUUUAAAGUCUUCUUAGACACCCUUUUCACUUUGAUUCUUACUUAAUAUUAUGGGGCUGGAUAGCACAUAAAGCCUCUUUUGGAUUAACAGAUUAUUUACUAUUAACAUACAAAUUUAGUUUUUGGCCCACCCAGUCUUCAAGGGAGCCAUACUUGGGCCAAAUGGUACCAGACAAAACAAUAACUUAUCAUCUUUUUCUUGCUUUUUCCUUUAUAUUUUGUCAGUUUGUUCCAAUUACUUAACUUAUCUCCCAAGGGACUAUUUUCUGAUCAUUUUUCUCCUCAAGGGAUGGUUGAGACUGGGCCACACCCAUUGAAUUUGGAUGGAAUCUAAAUUCCCAAAACGCCCAAACACAUCAAUUGUCACCAAUUGACCUCAGUCACCCCAGAAGAUCUAUCCUAUCCUGUCCAGAGCACCCCUCCAGAUCUGUAACUCCACUCAAGAGGCCCACAGGGGGCUUACCUCUGGGUUGCCCCACAGCAAAUUGCUUGACUGAUCUGUCCUCACACGGAGGUGGGAAUUAUUGCCGCAGAGUUUUGUGCUUGUUUCCUGCCUUCAUGUUCUUUGUUCCAGUGUCAACAUACUAUGUUUUCUUCUGGAAACACCCACGCUAUUUUUUUCUACGUGGUAUAAAAGGGAAAUUGAGAUUUGGGGUAAGCAGGAAGGCUGGAAUUUUAGUUCCCAGCUCCUAUUUUUUCUCUUUUAUUCCUCCUCAGAGAAUUACAAGAUUAUGGUUUGUAUAUGUAAACAGAUAUUGUAGAGAUCAUUUAGUCCCACUCCCCUCAUUUUUAAUUUUACAAAGAAGGGAACUGAAGUCCACAGUAAAAUGCCUUGAAAUAAAAUGCGGAGGUCUGAAAAACAGACUUUAUUUUAUUAAGACCCACAAUUUCACUGGUGUCAGGAACUCCCUCGAUCAAACCGGACCGGCAAAUUCUUGUAACUUCCAGAGCAUUGCCUCGGCUUACAAGGCCCGUCCAGGUUCACCCGUCGCAGAGGUGGGGGUGGGGACUUGAAUAGCUCUUGUCUCUUAAGGCCCACUCUCCCUUGCGCCCUCCUCCAAGUCCCAGCUGAGAUCCCGCUCUUUACCAGAAGUCUUCCCCCUGCUGGUUAUUCCCUAUUAAGCCUGCACACAGCUUGCUUGCACACAGCCUAGUAGAUGGUAAGCUCUUCCAGGGCUCGAGCCGUCUUUAGGCCCCAGAGCAGAGGGGCAAACUCCCGGCAGGACACGAAGAAUCCGCGCCCCCUCCCCGGGUCGGGAGAGCAGACUAAGAUGUCACAGGAAAGUAGUGAAUAAAAUUGUAAAAGUGCAAAACCACGAGGAUGAUGCUAAGUGACGGUUUUCUACGUCCGCGGGCGCCAUCUGCGCUGGGGCCGGCACUUCAGAACCGCGUAGGGCCCUACGAGGUGCGUGCGGAGAAUGGGCACGGCCCGUGCAGGCCGCGGGUACAAAUUCCCCGAAAGGUUGGGCGUCCCCAGGGUUUCAGUGCCUCGCUGAGUCACAGAACUUAAAACUGCUGGGAAACGUGCCACAGAUAAAUGUCCGAAGGUGGUCCUGCGACCGCACGUCCCGGGCCAGGAGAGGCUUCGUGGGUCCGGUGUGCGGGGAAGGCCGGGAUCCCCCUGGCGUCCCGGGGCUCGGGAGAUAGGAGGGGCAAGGAGCCUCGAUGCUCUCUGCACUCGACGCUUUCUGCCUGAACCUCCUCCCUCCCACAGCCCGGGGGCGGACCCGAGGGGCGGGCCGGGGGGCGUGUUUCCGACCACGGAUUGGCUGCGUGGCUGCGGGCGGUGGGGUUAAGCGCGUCGCGGGGCCCGGGCCGGGGUCCCGCUAGAGCGGCUGCCGCUGAGUGUGGGGCCUCGAGCCCGAGGCGGAGGGAACCUUCCCGAGCCCCCCGAGCCCGCCAGCUAGCCUGCUAUGAAUCCCCAGAAGCCAUUCCCGCCGCUGGGCACUCGCCCCGGUCCUGGUCGGCCUCUGGUCCUGCUGCUGCUGCUGCUGCUGCCGCUGCCGUCGGCCCAGGUGCCUCCUCCGCAGCCCUCCGCUCCGAGGAGACCCCCGGUGGUGAUCGUACCUGGUGAUUUGGGAAACCAGCUGGAAGCCAAGCUAGACAAGCCUACGGUGGUCCAUUACCUUUGCUCCAAGAAGACGGACAGUUAUUUUACCCUCUGGUUGAAUUUAGAACUGCUCCUUCCCGUCAUCAUCGACUGUUGGAUCGAUAACAUCAAGUUGAUAUACAAUAGAACCACCAGGACUACUCAUUCCCCAGAUGGUGUGGAUGUGAGGAUUCCUGGCUUUGGAGACACCUUUUCUGUGGAAUACCUAGAUCCUAGCAAAGUUGCUGUUGGAGCUUAUUUCUUUACUCUGGUAGAGAGUCUUGCAGGCUGGGGUUACAAGAGAGGACAUGAUGUCCGAGCAGCUCCCUAUGACUGGCGAAGAGCCCCAAAUGAAAAUAAAUACUAUUUCCAAGCCCUCCGUGAGAUGAUUGAGAAGAUGUAUGAGGAGUACGGAAGCCCCAUUGUCCUUGUUGCCCAUAGCAUGGGCAACAUGUAUACACUCUACUUCCUCAACCAUCAGUCACAGGACUGGAAAGACAAGUACAUUCAUUCCUUUGUGUCAUUGGGCGCUCCCUGGGGAGGAGUGGCCAAGACCCUGCGUGUCCUAGCUUCAGGAGAUAACAACAGAAUUUCUGUCAUCAGUCCUAUAAAAAUCAGAGAGCAACAGAGAUCGGCUGUCUCGACCAGUUGGCUGCUUCCCUACAAUUAUACCUGGUCCUCAGAGAAGGUCUUUGUGAGAACCCCCAAAGCCAACUACACCCUCCGGGACUACCAGAAGUUCUAUAAGGAUAUUGACUUUGAGGAUGGCUGGUUCAUGAGACAAGACACAGAGCCCCUGGUCUACCAGAUGACGCCUCCUGGGGUACGGCUACAUUGCCUCUAUGGUACUGGGGUGCCGACCCCAGACUCUUUCUAUUAUGAAAGCUUUUCAGAACGAGAACCUAAAAUCUUCUCUGGCGACGGUGACGGCACAGUGAACCUGGAGAGCUCCCUGCACUGUCAGACGUGGGUGCACCAGCAGCAGCAGGAGGUGACCCUGCUAGAGCUCAAGGGCAACGAGCACAUCCAGAUGCUCUCCAAUGAGACUGUUCUUGCCUACCUGAAAAGUGUUCUCUUCGGUUUGUGAUGCUGUGUCCUGCAGCCUCCGCACUCCGUCACCCUGGAUGCCUUCCCUUCCAUCCCGAUGAGGGGGAAAUGCUGCUUCACUGUCUCAAAGGUGUUUGUGUGUUAAUUUAUUUUUAAUUUUUGAACUUUUUAAAGUUUUGAACUGGGCCUCGCCCUGCAGCCCAUGAUUACUUUUAUCAUUUUAAUGUGAAUGAGAUCUCGGCUCUGCAUCAGUGAUAAAGUACAUUCUCUUUCCUGGCCUUACCGUCCCGUUUGGUCGGCUUUUGGGUCGAAUCCACACAGUGAGCCCGUUUUUCUCAAGGGAACAAGUGUGAUUUUUGGUAGCGUGUUUGUAGAGUGGACAUGAAGAGAUCGGUCUCAGAUCACUAGAAAGGCUUCACGCAUCUUUUUUGCCUUUUGGGUUCUAGUUUUAUUUUAAAUUCUCCUUGUUUGGGGAAUCCUGAGUGUGGGCAGUAACACACUCAGCUGACCUUACUUCAAGAAAGAAAUCCAGUCCAAUCAUCGUUGUUUGUUGCUGGUGCUGCCACAGGCUUUGGCCUCUCCAGAGUGAGAGGGAGGGAGGGAUAUAUCAAUACUGCCAAAACCAGUCUCCGGGCCGGGGCCUUUUUACGCAAUAUAACACGAGUGGUCAUUCAAAGCUGGCUGUAACAAUACUUCCCUUCCUUUCCUGCCCCACUCCCCAAACUUUGGAUUGGGUAAAGCAAUCACAUGAUCUGUUUUUCUGCUCCCCUGCACAUGUGGGUUGCUUUUGGCCUAGCAGUUUCCUGUGCUCUCUGCCCUUCAUUCUACCCUUUCCUCAAGUGGUAGGUGGAGGAUCCACUCGCUGCUGUGGCUUUUUGUGCAUGAGACUUUGGUUUGGAUCCCUCCCCACCUUUCUAUUUUUGAAGGCUUUAUUAACAGUGCGUAACUGCCAGACUCCUUUCCUCAGCACAAUGGAAGAGAGAAUUGUAGCCCUCAUCAACUUCACAUAGUGUAGUUUAAAAAAAAAAAAAACUUCUCUGGGAAGCAUCCCGUCCCCUGGUGCUAUUGUUUUAUAGAUUGGGGAUCAAGGGAAAGAGUUUUAUGUUCAUACCAAAGUAGUUAAUCAUCCAUGUGUGUUUCUGAGUCGUUCUGCACAGGAGACAAACGGGCAGGUCACUGGUUUGGUCCCUCAACUAUUUACUGGCUAAGGGGUCCUGCCAACAUGGCUGGAAGAAAUGUGGAUGAGAUAGUAGGUCUUACAAUUCUGAAAUACGGAAUCCUCUUCAGCCCAUGAGUCUUAGAUAAACUGUACUGUCACUUUCAAGUUCCUUUAAUUCUUUCUCCCAUGACAAGUGACCAUGUUGCUUGUAUUGCUCAUAAGAAAUGAUGAUUCCUCUCCCUCCCCCCCAUCCCUAUGCCCUAUGUAUUUAUAUAACUUAAUCAUUGUUUAACUUGUGUAAUGAGAAAUCCUAUUGGAUCUUGGUCUUCAGGGUGUUUCUGGAUCCCAGGGACAGGAUCAAGCAGAAAACCACUUUUAAAAGUUCAAGGACCAGUGGACCUAGAAAACACCAUUUCUGAAAGAUCUAGGACUCGUGUUUACUCCCUAAAAAGGGCAUUUGGAGUUUAGCUUAUAAACAGGAUCAGGUUUUCUUACUACUUAAGCUGGAUCCUAUCCCACUUUCUUAAGUUGGAUCUUAUGAAAGAAGAAAUGGGGUCAGCGUUGGUUUUAUGGUAAACAUAACCUUAAGUAAUUUUCAAUCCCCAGAUUGAUAUGAGGGAGCUGACAGAUGAAGCAAGGUUAAGGUUUCUGCUUAUCCCUGUUUGUGCUCCAAGGGAAGGAAUCUAGAGUUCCAAGGACAUAGGGACUAGAAACCUAAAGCUCUAACUUUUGAAAAAUGCAUAGGGGCUUACCCCUUUCUGGUGUGUAUCUCUUGUAACUUCCACUUCUGUCUAACUGUGGCCACCUCCUCAGAUUGCCAGCCUUCAUAAUCUAGAACCUGUUCCAAGUAUUUGCAUUGACUUGCCAGGAGUCGAUGAUUUGAGACCCUCCUAACCUGAUCUGACCUCUAGGUGCUUCCUGAUUUUGUGGGUCAGGAGACCUAAAGACUCAUGAAUUGGUUAAUAACUGACAAAGGCCAUUUCCUGAGAACUUCCUGUGUACUUGUUGCACUGACAGGAGUUUACUUGGUGUGCCAUCCAGAGGGACCUCAAGGGCUACCUUUGUAAGCCCUAUGUGGGUAAUGAAGGGGAUUUUUCAAAUCUCUGAUAAUUUCGACAAGUUUUUCUACAAAUCAUAACUUAGAAUCACAAAGCAGAUCAUGUUUUUGAAGUAAAUAUUGUAACAUUUUCAAAAAGAGGACUGAGAUAUCGACAUUUCAUGACCACCGAGCUUGAGUUGAAGUAAAAAGAAGUUGCUCACUCCAUCACAAACAGCUUAGUUUUAUGUUUUUGUGGGUUGACUUUUUCUUACCAAGGAGGGAAAAAUGCAACUUUCUUAAAAAACCAAACUCUACAAAAAACUAUGUUUUUGAGGACCAAAUGUAUUCUCUGACAAUAAGAUUGAAGAGAAAAUGUCCAGCUCUCAUCCUAAGAAGGUUAAUAAUACACUUGCUGGGAACUCUGUAGGAAACAGUGCCUAUCGUUAGCUGUGACCUCAGAUGCUGCAGUCAGUGAAAUGGCCUCUGGAGGGAGCGGGGCCACCAAGGAUGCAGAAGAUGCCCUGGAGUGGAUCCAGGGUCUGCUCCAAAAAAAAUCAGGGAAUGUUUUGCCAGGACUGUGCUGCUCUAUAUUUUAACAGUAUUUUAUAUGGAAGCUAUUGAAUUUUAUUGUAUAUCAUAUGCUCUAUAAAUAUGUGUGUGUAUGUGAGUGCUUAUGUGCAUAUAUCUUUUGGUCUGAAUGACUGACUUCACUGAGAAAUUUUGCACAUGUGUACUUUGAGACACUUCAUGUAUAGUAAUAAAAGUAAAUCUGAUAAA